CGGGCUGAUGCGCUCUGUUGUUUUUCCACAUGCUCUCACGGUCGUCAAGGGGCGCAGCAGGGCUUCUAAGCCGCCGAGCUCUCCCAUCAUGCAGAGAACGAUCCUUAUUUUUGACUUCUCGCCGGCAAGAUGUCUUUGUUCGAUUUAACAGCUCGUCAAAUGAAUCUAGCGACAACGACAAACCGAAGUUCUACCCUCGUUACGGACAGACCUCAGGCCCUCGUGCCAAAUUACCACGGAAAAAUGAGAGUAAAUCAGUCCCUCUUGACGUGGAGUUCUUAGGAUCACCUGGGGAAAUUGUUCUCGUGCAAGAUCGAGUUCGUCGCCGCCGAACGCCAGAGGUUCAAAAGAACCCCGACAAGCAGACCGAAGAAUCCGGCAGCCUCCCUUUCUUUCUAGAAGAACUCGAACAAGAAAGGAUUUCGCUUGAUAGUACGGUGGUCAAUGAACGAAUUGAAAGUGUUCGCUCGUCUCAUCAGCCGAACGACAAGUUAACCGCCACGGACUGGGAGGACCUUCGGUUCGAAGUCCAGUCCUCUUUCACCUACGCGCAAUUGUCGGACUAUAUAAGCGAUAAUAAACCAAACGAAUCGGAUACAACGGAGGAAGAGCUGCAGAAUGACAUUGUGAAGGCUGCAGUGUGGAAGCCUGGAGUUUCGAUGUUUCUCGAAACAGAUCCUGUUUCCCGGGAGGGUCUUGCCGACAGAGUCGCAUCGACACAGGCUCUGAAGGGCAAACAAUUGCUUGCUGAGAGAAUUCUUCGGGACUGCUGGCAGCUUGGAGUCACUGGCGAAAUUGGACAGCUCGACAUUCGCCUUCCCUCUCAUUCGAUAUCUCUGCUUCUCAAGUCUGAUUUUUUCUCGUUCGAAGAAUUGGCCAGUCUGCACGACGCGAAGAUCGACGUAACACACACAUUGGGGCUUGUUAGGAUUACUGGAAAACAGUAUACGUGCGAGUCAAUCCGCGAAAUCGUCCACGAUGCGACUGCUAGGAUACGGGAAGAAAAGAUUGGACUACACCCAGAAGGCGACGCUAAGGGCACCCGCUUGUUCAGUCCAGAGUUCUUGGAAUGGCUCGGUAAAACUUAUGGAGUGGUUUUUGAACAAAACCCGUUAUUUGGUCCGAGCAAGUUCUUUUAUCUUAUCGAGGACAAGGAAGACGCUGAAGAUGCCCGAAGAACCCUGAAUCUCGCCUUGAACCAUACAGUACCUCCUCGUGUACCUUUUAGCACUUACGUGCCUGCUUCCCAACCAGCAAGUGUUUAUAAUGUCGAGCCUGGUCACAAUACGUCGUGGUUUGAUCGACAAAAACAAUGGUUUCGAUGGGCGAUGUCAUCGACCCAAUCUACCGAGGCCAAGGAACUGGAUAGACCUAUUUUCGAUAAGCAUCAGACACGCCUUUCGGACCAGCUGCUCAAAUUGCUUAGGCGGCCUAUCUCCGGUAUCCCCAAUUAUAGCAAUGUUGCCGGUUACCACGAAACUCUUACAGCUUCAAUUGGAAAGUGUCUCUUCCAGCAAAAACCGCAUUCUGACGAACAAAGCCUCAGCGCCUCUCAAUUGGGCUCUAUGACUCUUCCCCGGACUUUCACCACCGAUGUUCCUCGAGUGACAUCAUUUCUCCAGUCAUUGACGCCUCGUAUAUCUGAUGAUAGCCUGAAAACCCACCGUAUUCGGUUGGUACCAACGGCUCCGAAUACAGCCAUUUUUCCAGAACUUGAUUUGGAGGUUGCGGUUAGCAGAUUAAAUGGGGAAGACGCUACUUUUGCUGUGCGUGGCGCAAAAGCAGUUAUAACUGAGAGUAGCGUCGAUUAUCUCCUUCCGGAGAAUGGAUUGGACCUCCGGUUUACUCGAAACGUGUUCCAAGAUCUAUUGGAUGAAUUUUAUGAUAACUCCCACGUUGUUGGAGGAGUCGAAGACGUCCAGCACACAAUCCAUGAGUGCUUGCAACGCAUUUUCUCAAAGAGCAGAGCCGAAUCACCACUUCCUGCAUUUUCCCACAUUUCAUUGCCUAAGAGGUUCUUAAGAAAAAUACCGCCUGGAGCAAACAAUGACAUGGAUGAAUUUGUUACUGGAGAGUACAUGUUUAUGCCAGUCAGUGAUAUCAGAGGCACUCGGGUCCAUCAUUAUGACUUCCAAGACCAGCGCGUUAACUACAGUUUCUACGAAAGCGGACCAUUCUUGCCGGACAGAACGACUGAUAUGUUCUUAGACAUGGUUGUUCCAAACAAGGGCCCUAAUCAAGCUCAAGGGCAAGCCAACUCAUAUGACCUGGAGUUCAAUACAUUUUACAAAACAGCAUGCAAGUUGGCGUUUGAACUUGACAACACCUGGCGAAUGUCCUAAUGAUUGAAGGAGCUUAUAUUUCUAUUUCACGUGUAUUAAUAAUAUUUAUCUUUUGGGGAUACAUGCUUCUGUUUAUUUUGGGAGGCUAUCCAAGGACAUCGGGAGCAAUUUGUUGCACAUAUAUGUAUAAAACUGCUGUUAUUUGAAGAAUAGAUCAUGGUCAAGCCAUCUAAACUGUUAUAUACCUGCUGAUAUUCUCACCUCAAGACGAUUAUCAAUUGAGUUAUGUUAAUUCUAUGCCAAUGAAGGCAUGGAUUUCGAUCAUUCCUUUCCUGAAGCCAUGUUAUGUUCAUCGAGUUACACUGCAAGAUUUCAGCCAUACAAGAUCAUCUUGGGUCAAGCAGUAAGCCAGUGAGAUUCCUGCUUUGAGAUCGCUAUUAGAAUACAUCUUUUGU
Molecule: messenger RNA, 2737 nt
Organism: Aspergillus wentii DTO 134E9
Lineage: Eukaryota; Fungi; Ascomycota; Eurotiomycetes; Eurotiales; Aspergillaceae
Product: putative respiratory complex assembly protein Rmp1
Exons: 1
Coding region: 30-2342 (770 amino acids)
Source: RefSeq, a predicted model, not a curated record